This is a messenger RNA of Cornus florida, 549 nucleotides long. RefSeq lists its product as uncharacterized. Bases 102 to 326 code for a protein of 74 amino acids. The record is from RefSeq and is a predicted model, not a curated record. Gene Ontology annotation, biological process: protein insertion into mitochondrial inner membrane; protein import into mitochondrial matrix. NCBI's taxonomy places the organism in Eukaryota, Viridiplantae, Streptophyta, Magnoliopsida, Cornales, Cornaceae. The transcript has 3 exons. Gene Ontology annotation, cellular component: TIM23 mitochondrial import inner membrane translocase complex.
UUAUAUAUCUGAAACUAAAUAAAACCCGAGUAAACCCUCAGUCACCACUCUGUAGAGAGAGAAAGAGGGAGGGAAGGAGAGUCUAGUGAGAGAAAAUAGGUAUGGCGAAGGAUAGCUGUCUAACUCGAAUUGCCGCAGGCGUUGCAAUCGGUGGUGCUCUUGGUGGCGCCGUUGGUGCUUGUUAUGGAACAUUUGAGGCUAUUAGGUACAAGAUUCCAGGGCUUCUGAAAAUCAGGCAUAUUGGACGAAGCACACUAGGCAGUGCUGCGGCCUUUGGUCUUUUCUUGGGUGCUGGGAGCUUGAUACACUGUGGGAAGUCUCACUAAGCCGUGUUUGAGUUUACCAAAUAAGUUAUUUUGUAUUCUGUUUUGCUUACGAACUAUUGGUUGAGUUGGAUAUACAUGCCUGUAGACAAAUAGCUUAGAAUGGUGUUAUCGCGAUUAACCACUCUUCAUAUGUGGUGUUUUGCAUGUCUGUCAUUGUUGGAGUUCUCAAAAACUCUUAAUGAUGUUUAGAAUUUUUAUUUCAACGGAAGUUUCUUUGCAUUUC